GAUAGCGGCACUGCUGGGGAUCAUGGCGGCGGCGGGGACACGGGGCAGCGCGAUUAGCCGGGGGCCGGGCGUGCUCGGAGCGCCUCGGGGCUGCUGCCGGAGCCUGGGAUGAGGGAAUGGGAGCGCUGGGAAUUAUUUGGGAAUGCGGGCCGGGAAUGUGGGCUGGGAAUGUGCGGGAAUGCGGGAUACGGGCUGGGGGAAUGUGGAGUGCUGGAAUCCCGGCUCUGGGAUUCGGGAAUACGGGAUCUGGAAUUUCCUGGGAUCCCCUGAGGGUUUUCCUGGAAUUCUGAAGCGUUUCCUGGGAAUACCAGGAUUUCCCUGGGCAUGUCAGGAUUUUCCUGGAAUUCUGAGGAGUUUCCUGGGAAUACCAGGAUUUCCCAGGAAAAGCUCCAUCUGGCGCUGCUCCAGCUCCGUUUUUCCCGGUUUUCCCUGCAGGAAUCCCAAGAGGAAUCCGUAAAUCCCGGGAUUUUUGCCUCUGGAAGCUCGAGAUGCGUUAGGAUUCCCAGAAUUCCCAGAAUUCCCUUUCCCUAAGGAAUGCAGCACCAUGCGCUGCCUGGCCCGCCUCAGCUCCAAGGCUCUCCUGGUGCUCUGCUCCCUCCUGGCUCUGCUCUCGCUCCUGCUCUGGGCCCGCUGCUCCCAUCCCGCCCCGGAACGCCGCGGCGGCGCCGCCGGAAUUCCCGAGGGCGAGGAGGCGUCGCCGGGCAGGGCGGCGGGGCCCAGGUACGAGGAGAUCGACUGCGUCAUCAACGAGGAGCAGACGGUGAAGGGGCGGCGCGAGGGCGCCGAGGUGUUCCUGCCCUUCAGCUGGCUGGAGAAAUACUUCCAGGUGUACGGGCGCAUCGCGCAGGCCGAGGGCCGCGAGCGCUUCGAGUUCUCGCACAGCUACUCCAAGGUGUACGCGCAGCGCGCGCCCUACCGCCCGCACGGCGUCUUCAUGUCCUUCGAGGGCUACAACGUCGAGCUGCGCGACCGCGUCAAGUGCAUCAGCGGCGUGGAAGGAGUUCCUCUCUCCACGCAGUGGGGCCCUCAGGGCUACUUCUACCCCAUCCAGAUCGCCCAGUACGGGCUGAGCCACUACAGCAAGAACCUGACGGAGAAGCCACCGCACGUGGAGGUGUACGAGACGGCGGGAGACGGGAACGGCAACGGGAACGGGAACGGGGAGUGGACGGUGCCCAAGGGCUGCUCCCUCACCACCGUCUGGGACAAGUCCCGCCUCACCAGAGUCAAGCAGUUCUCCUGCCCAGAAAGCUCCGAGGGCGUCUCCCUGGAGCUGAACAACGGCCGGGAUUUCGUCAUCUCCUUCGACCUGAAGCUGCUGAGCAACGGCAGCGUGUCCGUGGUGCUGGAGACCACGGAGAGGAACCAGCUCUUCACCGUGCACUACGUGUCCAGCACGCAGCUCAUCGCCCUCAGGGACCGGGACAUCUUCUACGGCGUCGGCGCGCGCGGCAGCUGGAGCACGCUGACCCGCGACCUGCUGACGGACCUCCGCAAGGGCGUGGGGCUCUCCAACACCAAGGCGGUCAAGCAGACCAAGAUCAUGCCCAAGCGGGUGCUGCGCUUGGUGGCCAAAGGCCGCGGCCUCCUGGACAACGUCACCGUCUCGGCCACCGCCCACAUGGCCGCCUUCUUCGCCGCCAGCCGCUGGCUGCUGCGCAACCAGGACGAGCGCGGCGGCUGGCCCAUCAUGGUCACCAGGAAGUUGGGAGAAGGCUUCAAAUCCCUGGAUCCGGGCUGGUACUCGGCCAUGGCGCAAGGCCAGGCCAUGUCCACGCUGGUCAGGGCCUACCAGCUGACCAAGGAUCCGGCGUUCCUGGGCGCGGCGCUCCGGGCCACGGCGCCCUUCAAGCUGCCGGCGGAGCAGCGCGGGGUCAAGGCGGUGUUCAUGAACCGACACGACUGGUACGAGGAGUACCCCACCACGCCCAGCUCCUUCGUGCUCAACGGCUUCAUGUACUCCCUGAUCGGCCUCUACGACCUGAAGGAGACGGCGGGCGAGAAGCUGGGCGAGGAGGCGCGGCUGCUCUACGAGCGCGGCAUGGCGUCGCUCAAGGCCAUGCUGCCGCUCUUCGACACCGGCUCCGGCUCCGUCUACGACCUGCGGCACUUCAUGCUGGGCACGGCGCCCAACCUGGCGCGCUGGGACUACCACACCACCCACAUCAACCAGCUGCAGCUGCUGGGCUCCGUGGACGACGCGCCCGUCUUCAAGGAGUUCGUCAAGAGGUGGAAGAGCUACCUGCGGGGAGGGCGGGCCAAGCACAACUGA
This is a messenger RNA of Lonchura striata (white-rumped munia), 2272 nucleotides long. RefSeq names its product glucuronic acid epimerase (gene GLCE). Gene Ontology annotation, cellular component: Golgi apparatus. The record is from RefSeq and is a predicted model, not a curated record. Gene Ontology annotation, molecular function: heparosan-N-sulfate-glucuronate 5-epimerase activity. Gene Ontology annotation, biological process: heparan sulfate proteoglycan biosynthetic process. Lineage: Eukaryota; Metazoa; Chordata; Aves; Passeriformes; Estrildidae.